AUGAUUCGAUCAAUUUUCACUGGUCUACCGGCGCAUGUCGCCCGCCCGACCUCGGCGCCAAUCGCAAUCUUCAAGAACCAAUUCACCCAACCAAUAUGGCAAUACGCUAAUGCAACGCCAGCUUCCCUCCGAGCCACCCGCCCUUUCUCUAGCACAUCCCCUGUCUCGUUCACAGGCUCCUCAAUCAAGAGCUCCUCACCUUUCCGCUUCUCCUCCGACAAACAUGACGAAAUAGAGUACCCGGAGGAUGAUCCGUAUAGCGCCUACCCGCCAAAGCGACAUUGGCCCCCAGACAUGAAGAAGCUUUCGCCGAAACACCAAUUUCGCCUAGAGCGCAAGUACCGUCGGCGCGCGGCGCUGAAGUAUGCGCGGCCCAAGUUUAUGAAGUUCCUCACAAUUGCUCAGUGGGGUGUUAUUGGAUUUGUCGUUGUUUAUGCAGUCCUUCUCAUGGAAUGGGACACCAAGGAUACACCGUUUGACGGGCUCCGAGAAAAGUUCUUCGCUGGAUUGCGUUCGAUAUUCUCAACGCCUCCGCCUCCAGGUCCCCUGAAAAGCGCCAAUAAAGAUGGUCCGGUUUCCCAAGAGAAGUAG
Molecule: messenger RNA, 591 nt
Organism: Penicillium taxi
Lineage: Eukaryota; Fungi; Ascomycota; Eurotiomycetes; Eurotiales; Aspergillaceae
Exons: 4
Coding region: 1-591 (196 amino acids)
Source: RefSeq, a predicted model, not a curated record